Chara braunii is the source of this 2083-nucleotide messenger RNA. The record is from the annotation of a GenBank genome assembly. Lineage: Eukaryota; Viridiplantae; Streptophyta; Charophyceae; Charales; Characeae.
CUAAAGGAAACGAGAGGGGCACUUGGUGGACACGUCUGCGCGAAGAGGGGAAUAAGAAGGCGGAGGAGCGGGGAAUCAUGGUGCAGGGAUCAAUGGCGUGCUCUUAUGUGCAAGCAGCUCAGAAGGGAAUGACAGAGGGAGACAAGAGGAUAGCGGCCAAAGCAGCAAGUGAAGCAAGAGAGAGCAUGGCUUCACAAGGCACCUCAAUUUCGGGGAGGGAUUUGGGUCAACCCAGGGCACUAGGACAGCGGGCCAUUGACUUUUUGAUUGAGAGAACCAAAAUAACAGCGCCAAUCAAGAUUACGAAGGAAACUCAUAAGAGUCAGGAUGGUAAGGAAGAAGAAGUGGAUGUGUGGGAGUAUCCGGAGCAAGACAUUCCUUCAUUGCAUGAGCUAUAUGAGCGGCACGCAGUGCUGUUUAAUUUUGCAAGUAAAAGCAGGGAUCUGCCAUUGAAUGAGAAGAGGCGACGGGUGAUGGAACGUUUAAGAGGAUUGAAGAGUAUUCCGGGGGUAGAACCGGAAGUAACAUAUCACAAGAGGGGAAAGUUCGUUGUGAUGAUUGUAUGCGUAGACCCCUCCUAUGCUCAAUAUCUCCUAUCUUUGGGGUCGCUGAAAUGCCAGGGAACGGUUGUUACAAUUCAGGCAUGGAAACCCCCAAGACCCCCACAAGCGGAAGCUUCUCAACAUAGGCAGAAAAUGAUGAAGGAGCAUUUCUGGGUCCAAUUUGACAAUCUCUCGGAAGGCAUUGACCAUGAUUGUGUGACUUCGUGUCCUUGUUCACUUCCGCAAUUUGGCAUGUUGACUGGUCGGUCCAUUGGUCAGGGCGAUGUUGGGGAUAAAUUCUACAUGGUGGAAGCUGGGGAGUACGACGUGUAUGUUGCCAAGGAAGGGACGAAAUCGGAGACGCAGUGGGGGAAUUUGGUCCAUCACUACACAUGGAAAACUUACCCUUGCUUUGGAGAUUUGGCACUCAUAUAUAAUAAACCACGAGAGGCCACAGUGAGAGCCGUGACAGAUGGGAUACUGUGGGCUCUGGAGGGAGCAGCAUUCAGGAGCGUCCACAGGGCGAAGAUGAGCCGGCGGUUAUUGGUGAAGUCGCUGAGGAGUAUUGAUCUGUUUCAUGCUCUCACUUUAUCUCAGCUGCAGAAAGUGUCAGAUAUUCUUGUAGACACAGCAUUUGCUGCAGGUGCCGUCAUUAUCGACACGAAAGAAGCAGAGACAUUAUACAUUGUGUCGAAGGGUGAGGUUAACGUCUUUGAGAAUGGAAAGGGGCGCCCCACGAAGAUGGUUAUCGCGGAUGGCAAGGGAGAGGAGGGCAGCGGCGAGGGGAGACCAAAGUCGUUUGGUGACUGGGUUCUCCUGCCUGGAAAAACUCCAAAACUCAAAGUGGUCGCUUUAACAGCAGUGCAGGCAUUCUCUGUUACCAAAGAUCUUUUUGAGGUCGUGCUGGGUCCGCUCAAAGAUAUUAUUGAGGAGGAUGAUAGGCUUAAGGAGGUUUCAACGCUAGUCCAGAGGAGAAGGGCAAGUGAUCCCACGCUCGUGAAACUUUCAAAGAUUGCCCUAGAUAACCUGGAAUGGAAUAGAACAUUGUAUACAACGGACUAUAGUGAAGUUGGGCUGGUGACGGUGAAGAUAUCAGGGGAGGUGUACACAAUGAAGAGAUAUUCCAAGGAAUUGGUGAAGCAGCAUGGUAGGACUGCACAAGUGAUGCGUGAGAGGGCAUUGAUCACAAGUUUGACUCCUUCAAACUUUGUGCCACAUGUUCUUUGCACAUGCUCUGACCGAGAGUAUGCAGCAAUACUUUUCCAAGUACGGCUUGCAGCACCAUUUGAAUUCAUCGUGCAAGAUCCUUUGCCUGAGGACGUCGUCAAGUUUUACUCAGCAUCCCUGGUUGUUUGCCUCGAAAUCCUCCACAAGGAUGGGCUUGUGCUCCGUGGUUUGACACCCGAAGUGCUCAUGUUGGAUGACAAAGGCCGCCUUCAGGUAGGUGUUCGUAGACAACUCCUAUUUGAGGUCUUGAUCUUUAGCGGGAAAAGCAGAAAAUAAGCAUUUCAUGAUAAGGUGAACAAAGGAAAGGGAAGUCC